Messenger RNA from Eimeria tenella, 331 nucleotides. RefSeq lists its product as uncharacterized. The annotation marks the transcript as partial. NCBI's taxonomy places the organism in Eukaryota, Apicomplexa, Conoidasida, Eucoccidiorida, Eimeriidae. The record is from RefSeq and is a predicted model, not a curated record. The transcript has 2 exons.
ACUGCAGCAAUCUUUAUCUCUUGCUGCAGCAGCAAGCGGCGAGGGGUGGGAAUGGCUGCGGCUGCGGCGCCCACUGCUAGCAGGCCCCCCCCCUGCAGCAGCAGCAGCAGCAGCGGACCCUGCUGCUGCUGCUGCUGCUGCGAGCCCCGCCAGCUGCGUCGUUUCUGCUGCUGUGCUGCCGAUGUGGCGCUGGGUGGGAUUUGCUGCUUGCUGCUGCAGCAAAGAAGCUGCUGCUGCACUCAGCGCGGUGUACAGACACCUCGUCGAGGGCACAGAGUGCCUCAGCCUCGUUGCUGGCGACAGAACGGCCUUGUCACUCUACGAGCCGUAA